Molecule: messenger RNA, 8810 nt
Organism: Carcharodon carcharias (great white shark)
Lineage: Eukaryota; Metazoa; Chordata; Chondrichthyes; Lamniformes; Lamnidae
Gene: cntn2
Product: contactin 2
Exons: 23
Coding region: 231-3338 (1035 amino acids)
Biological process (GO): cell-cell adhesion; brain development
Molecular function (GO): cell-cell adhesion mediator activity
Source: RefSeq, a predicted model, not a curated record
GGGUUCUGAAUAACAUUUCAGAAAAGGGGGAAAUCGAGAAAAAAAAAAGACCCAGAAGGGCUGUUAAUCUGUUUCAAGGACGCGCGAGUGCAGCUGGAGUUCUUUGAUGCUCAAGAUCUUGACAAAAAAAAAGGUGAGGACUGAGAUUCUGAAGGAAAUUAGCAGCAGGUUUGGCGUAAGAAACUCCCUUGCAGUUCUCCAUCGCUGACACGUUGUGUUUAGUCAUCAGGAUGAGACUGUCAAUCAGUCCCAUCUUUGUCAUUUCAGUCACAAGCUGGCUAACAGACUCAGCCGCUGUCCAAAGUAUGAAAGGGGAUUUCGGGCCAGUAUUUGAAGAGCAGCCAAGAAACACCCUGUAUCCUGAAGGUUCGGCUGAAGGGAGGGUGACAUUGAGUUGCCACGUACGAGCAAGUCCGCACCCUAAAUAUAGGUGGAAGGUGAAUGGGACAGAUGUUAACAUUGAAAGGGAUAGUCGUUACAGUCUGGUUGGAGGGAAUCUGGUGAUUAGCAACCCAACACGGUCCAAAGAUCCUGGAUCCUAUCAGUGCCUGGCAACUAACUCAAUUGGGACCGUCAUAAGCAAAGAGGCUUUCCUUCGCUUUGGCUAUCUUUCGCAGUUUUCAACAGAAGAGAGGGACCCGGUAAAAGUGCCUGAAGGGACAGGGGUGAUGCUUCCUUGCAACGCACCCCCACAUUAUCCAGGCCCCACAUACCGUUGGUUUAUCAGUGAAAUCCCAAACUUCAUAAUGCCAGACGACCGUCACUUCAUCUCGCAGGUGACAGGGAAUCUCUACAUGGCCAAAGUAAAAACUUCAGAUGCUGGCAUUUACUCCUGUUAUCUCACCAGUCACAUUGACUAUGCUACAACCAGCGUCUUCAGCAAGCCCAUUCCUCUAACUGUGCAGUUUGUGGGUGACACGAGGACUCAUUCUCCACACAUACGGGUGAAGUUUCCCUCGGAAACCUAUGCGCUGGCUGGACAGUCACUGAACCUGGAGUGCUUUGCCUUUGGAAAUCCUGUGCCUACCAUUAAAUGGAGGAAGCUUGAUGGGUCACUUCCAUCCAAGAGCUUGCAAUCCAUGAACAAGCCUAUCCUGCACAUUCCCGAUGUACAGUUUGAAGAUGAAGGCGUGUAUGAAUGUGAGGCAGAAAACUCAAGAGGAAAAGAUUCAACACAAGGGAGAAUCAUUGUUCAUGCUCACCCGGAAUGGCUUCAGAUUAUCAGUGACACCGAGGCUGACGUCGGCUCCAACCUGUGGUGGAAAUGUGCAGCUGCUGGGAAGCCUCGGCCCACAUGCAGGUGGCUGAGAAAUGGUCUCCUGAUAAAUUCUAAGAGCCGCACUGAAGUCAGCAAUUGCGCGCUGAAAAUUUCAAGACUAGUUAAGGAUGAUUCCGGAAUGUACCAGUGCGUUGCUGAGAACAAACAUGGAACCAUUUAUGCCAACGCGGAGUUGAAGGUUCAAGCUUUUGCUCCGGAUUUUCAGUUAAAGCCGGUGAAGCGGCUAAUCCCAGCGGCCCGGGGAGGGGAGGUCCUGAUCGAGUGCAGGCCCCGAGCAGCACCCAAACCAAGCAUCUUCUGGACUAAAGGGACGGAGAUUCUUUCCAACAACACAAGGAUGACCAUAUUCCCAGACGGUGCCCUGAGGAUUCAGAAUAUAAGCCGAACGGACGAAGGAAAAUACACCUGUUUUGCGGAGAAUUACAAGGGAAAAGCAAACAGCACAGGCACUGUGUCAGUCAGAGACGCCACAAAAAUUACCCUAGCUCCAUCCAAUGCUGAUAUCAACCUUGGUGAAGACAUCAUACUGCAGUGCCAUGCAAGCCAUGAUCCGACCAUGGACCUGACAUUCACCUGGGUGGUCAACGAGUCUCCUAUAGACUUUGACAUAAUGGGGGGGUACUACCAACGCGUUUCCAUGCGGGAAACCAUUGGAGACCUGAAGAUAACCAAUGUGCAGCUGAAACACUCUGGAAUAUACACAUGCACUGCCCAGACUGUAGUGGACAGCACCUCUGCAUCUGCAAAGCUGGUUGUGAGAGGUCCACCUGGCUCUCCAGGAGGUGUUGUGGUGAAAGAAAUCAACGACAGUUCAGUGCUGAUAAGUUGGAGCAGAGGCUACGAUAACCACAGCCCAAUCGGCAAGUACAUAAUACAAGCCAGGACAUCGCUGUCUGACGAAUGGAAGAAUGUCAGGACAGUUCCACAACACGUAGAAGGCAAUGCGGAGACAGCCUGGGUAAUCAACCUCACUCCAUGGAUGGAUUAUGAAUUCCGAGUCAUUGCGAAGAACAUCUUGGGAACUGGCGAUCCCAGCCUUCCCUCGCAAACCAUACGCACCAGAGAGGCUGCUCCCACAGUUGCUCCAUCAAACAUCAGCGGCGGAGGUGGAGAUCAGCAUGAGGUCACAAUGCUGUGGGCGCCUGUGCCACGCGAGUACCAGAACGGUGAGGGUUUUGGUUACAUCAUCACCUUCCGAAGGGAGGGGACAAAGGAUUGGAGAAACGCAAAGGUCCUGGGCUCUGAAUCCUCACGGUACGUUUACCGGAAUGAUACAAUUGAAUCCUACAGUCGAUUUGAAGUGAAAGUGAAGGCCUUUAACAACAAGGGUCAGGGGCCAUACAGCCAGACUGCAAUCGUCUACUCUGCAGAGGAAGAACCAAGUGUUGCCCCCUCUCAGGUGUCAGCAAGAAGCCUCUCUGCCUCUGAGAUCGAGGUGAGCUGGAGUCCAGUUGAGCAGAUCACCAUGAACGGCAUACUGCUGGGCUACGAGAUCAGGUACUGGAGGGAGAAUGACAAGGAGGCUUCAGCUGAUCGAGUCAGAACCCCUGGACUCGAGUUGUCAGCCCGUGUCCCUGGGUUGAAGCCGAGCACUCUAUACCACGUGGAAGUCAGGGCCUAUAACAGCGCUGGGAGUGGUCCUUCCAGUCCCUCCACAACUGUCACCACCAAGAAAGCACCUCCAAACCGCUCACCGGGUAAAGUUUCCUGGAAAUCAGUCGGCUCCUGGGUCAGAAUCAAAUGGGAUCACGUCAAGGCCUUUGAAAAUGAAUCUGCUGUAGAGGGAUACAAGAUUCUGUACAAGGCUGAAGAUCAGUCGGACAUUAAAGUAAUAGAAACCAGUAAAAACUCUGUGCAAAUCCCGUUUACCAAUGACAUGAGCUACCUGGUGAUGAUUCGAGCCUCUGGAGAAGGAGGGGAUGGAGCAGCCACAAGGAUCCGAAUAUCAAAGAGCUCAGGCACCAGCAUGAUGGUGAACAACUCAGGGGUACAAGUCCUCCACAACAUCUUCUUCACUGCCAUACUAACACUUACUGCCAUUGGCUGCCUGGAGCUCUGACUGCAACCACUCACCUGCAUCAUUGCUGCACGCCAUUUCCCAAGGAAGGAUGAGUCAUCCAACACCAAACUGUUUAUAGUAUUAAAAAAAAUGUGACAUUUGUCUUACGAUUUUAGGUAGAAAAUUUCAUACAUUUGGUGACUGGGGAAAAUCUUACUAAAGAAACGUUUAAAAAAAAAACUUUUUUUUGUAAAAAAAAAUCCGUGUGGAAAGCAUCAACAAAAUGUUUUAAUAAUCUAUUAGGUCUGAAGGUAGUACCCUGGGAAGUUAAAUUGGAAAAUAAUAUUCCCAGAGACUGAGCUGUAUAGAACAAUCUUUUCUUUAUACUAUGCACAGCACUGUACAUUUGUAUAUACAAUGCACAAUCCAAGCAAGAGUUCUUGGUUACAGGGCUUAUAAGGCCCAAGUAGAUUUCAUGAGGUACCAGCUACUUUGUAGAAUGUGUUCCAUUCAUGAAGUUUCAAAUCUCACUUCUUUUUUGGCUCUUGGUCUUGAAGGUUCCAGGGUUUCUCUCCCAUUCAUUUAGCCAGUGAACCUACUUGAAUGACAUUUUCUUCCCACAGCAGACCCACACACCCCCAUCCCAUGCAAAGCAUUAAAUUAUGAGGAGAGCUUACAAAGAUUUGGGUGGAAUCAACCGGAAUUUAGACGGUUAAGGGGUGAUCUGAUUGAUGUUUUCAAAUUAUUAAGAGGAACAGAUAAUGGUAAAUGGAGAGAAGCUAUUUCUACUGGCUGGGCAGUCUGGGACUAAGGGGUGUAGUCUAAAAAAUUGGAGCCAAACCUUUCAUCAGUAUAAUUAGGAAAGUUUGUAACUCUCCAACGAAAACAGCAAUUAAUACUAGAUCAAUUGUUAAUUUUAAAACUGAGAUUGAUAAAAUUUUGUUACCUAAAGGCGUUAAAGGAUUUAAGGCUAAGGUGAAUACAUGAAGUUAGAUCGCAGAUCUACCAUGAUCUCACUGAAUGGCAGGAACAGGCUUGUUCCUGUAAUGGCCUCCUCCAGUUCCUAUGUUCCCAUGUUCCAUGUUUCUAUGUCCUAUGUUCCUUUAUUUGAAACUCCACUUGACAGGGCAAAAACAAAAAUACCUGGAAAAACUCAGUAGGUCUGACAGCAUCUGUGGAGAGGAGCACAGUUAAUGUUUCGAGUCCUAAUGACUCUUGACAGGGUUUUGCUUCUGAGCCCAUUAAGCUAACAUCUCUGGUUGGCAUGGUGAGUGAGCACCAAUAGAGGGGCAGUUUGAAUUGACUAUUCCAUUCAGCUUGAUCUUUGAGGAAAUGCUGGAUAUUCCUAUGAGUCAGUCAAGACAUCCCUGCCAAGGGCAGAUCUGGGAGGUCUCUGUAGGUCCUACCUGGACCAGCAAUAUUGAAUGGGGGAAACGCUAAUUUCUGUUAUGUGGGGGUAUUAAGGGUUACAGAACUAAAAAGGUAGAGGGAGUUAAGUUACAGAUCAACCAGGACCUUACUGAAUGGCGGAACAUACUUGAGGGACUGAGUGGCCUCCUCAUGUGCCUGUGUUUCCAUUUCUUCCUGUGUGCUGGAAUGUUACAGCCACUCCUGACUUGAAAACUUGAGGAGCCAGACACAGAGAUCACAGAAUUGGCUAUGUCAAUAAACCUAACACCUUUAACUCUUCCAUACAGAAUCAAAGUCAUUCAUUUAUCAUAUUUAUUGACCCCCUGAUACUCACUUUUCUUUGGACAAGUAUCGUUGGGGAAAUAUUCCGAUUGUUAAAGUAGUAGAGAAAAAAUGAGAAUGUAUUAGUCUGUAACUGAGUGCAGGUGACCUGAGUCAAGGUCACCCAGUUCAAAGCUGCCUAGACACAACUACAGCUUAAAGUAGCAAUAUUGUAAGUCAAUCGCAUCAUGAAGAGAGUUUUUUUGUUUCAGAUUAAAUCACACCACGAUUUUGACAUCACCUGAUGUCCUUUGGGCCACACACACCCACCUUCAUUCAAAAUGGAGGGUAGCUUAGCAACCAAUCAAAGGUUGAUGAUCAAGAUGUGCUUUGACUGGGUAGCAAGUCGAAUAAUAUUGUUAGUACUGCAAUGAUCAGAUGUUGGCCAGCCUUGUAGUUUAUUGGCUGUUGAUGCCCAUUUGGUUCCACCUGUGGAAUUGGUUGUCACUGGGGAAGGGCGGGAAAGGGAAAGGUUAAGGUUGAUCAAGGUAGGGUUGGGUUGGGCAGGAUAGGGUAAGGUGAGUUAAGGUAAGGUAGGAAGGAGAAGGAUAGGGUUGAGGAAUCUGAAGUACAGUUGAGUAGGGAAGAGGCUGGUGAUUGCUCUGUGAGAAUGGAAGAAUAUUGUAGUUAAGUUUAGCCUGUAGUAGUAAGAGUGGGAUGCGGUUAGGUAAUAGAGGCAGUUUGUAGCACUGAGGUAGGUUUGAUUAUCGGUUUGUACAGGAUGAGGUUAAAGUUCAACGCUUUCCCUGAUGGAAAGGUGAUUAAUAUGUUUAAUUUAUUUUAUUUAAUUAUAUAUUAAAUUUGUUUUGGAGGCACAGGAUCCAAGUUUUUGGGAUGAUGGUUCAAUAUUUAAAAGACUUGAGACUGUCAGAGUGCAGGGCCAUGGCCAGUUUUGCUAGCUGGACUCCCAAUACAAUCCAACCAGAAUCCCAAGCACCAGGAGUUAAGUGCAUGGUGGGGGUGAGUGUUAAAAAUUAUUGAAUGGGUUGUUUUGCAAGGUCAAUUAUAAUGGAGGAAAGAGUGAUGCUGUUCAGUGGGUGACAUUCACAAUGACGCUGUGCCUAUCUUGGGAACAUAAAAGAGAACUGCUCUUCACUAUUAUAAAUGGCCAGAAUUCACGAGCAACCAACGGAAGCCACUUCCAGGUAACCGGGAGUUCCGAGGAAGCGUGCUGUAAGCCGUGUGAUGCUCUAUUCCCAUCUCGUCCACAGUGGAUGAAGUUGUAAAGACAUUUGGAGAGUCGGAAGGAUUACACUUUCAGUUUCACUCAACGGAAGCAACGGGAAAGUUAAUGACCAGAAAUUUAGGAGCUGCUCUCCCUGCCUCAUUUUCCAAGCUUCUGUCAAGUGAGGCUCCACACUGAGAGCAGGGUCUCCUGACCAUUUAUCUCUCAAGUUUCUUGCAAUCCAUCCUCCAGUUGGAGUUCCUCUUGCUGACUAGCUAACAAUGAUAGCGUGUGAGCAAGACAGAAACUGACAGGUUGGGUUGGGCAGGAUAGGGUAAGGUGAGUUAAGGUAAGGUAGGAAGGAGAAGGAUAGGGUUGAGGAAAUUGAAGUUGAGUAGGGAAGGGGCUGGUGAUUGUUCUGUGAGAAUGGAGGAAUGUUGUAGCAAUCUAAACUGAAGCAAUCUGACUAUAACUAGGUUAUAACUAAAGGAAAAAGGCUGGAGAGGGAGAACAAUUUGCACUGAGCUGUAUACUGAAAGGAAGAGGGAAGCUGAAAAUAUUAAGCCCUCGUUUUCAUUGUUGCAUCAGACAUGCUAAAUGAAGAGACACUCAAAACAAUUUCCCUUUAUGAGCCAGACAUAACCCAGUGUAUUAUCAGACUGGAACGCCUUAGGGGUUAAUUCCCAAUUCUGUGUUGAGUUAGCAAAUCUCAACUACAGGGUGGGUAGAGGGUGUUACAUAUGCAUCAAAGGACCUGGGAUAGAGAGGGAAAAUCAUCCAAGAUGCACACUCCGGAUCACUAGUCAUUAACUGCUGGAAAAUGAAGGAGGGUAGAACUGAACUCUGCAUUUACACAGCUCGCUAAAGCUGCCUAAGCGGAUUGAGGAGAUAAGGUACCUAGAGGAUUUAUAACACCAGUGGACUCCAGCAUGAGACAGAGUCUUAGAGACACAGGCAGAAGCGUGGACAGAGCUCAAUGAUCCUUCACGUCCCAUAAGCAACCACCUCUCCCCCACCUGCCCCAGACAUGCAUAUACACACAUUCAUUUACCAUCGGAACAAAAUUUGAAAAACAUGAUUGUGCUUUAGUUAGUAGUCCGUCAGUGAUAUUCAUGUGUUGGUGUUGAGGGCUAAUUCAGUACUGAUGGCUGUGCUUCCCAAUUGCAUUUAACUCAAGACGUAAAUGUAAAUAUUGUUAUGCCAGGCACAAAGUGUAUUAAUUAAUUCUAUUCCCUGAAGAAACACAAAGAUAGAAAUGAUGUUGUUAGUAUAUGAAUACGUAAUGCAGAGAGGGAAGAAUGAGAUGUGUGUGUUAAGGACAUUGGCUGUAAGCUGUAAUUUUCCAAACUUGUUCUUAGAAGGAAACUUUUUUAAGAGCAUUAAAAACGUGGUAUCAUUAUUACAAUUGUCACUGUGCUGCAAGUAAUGUCACCCUGUGAGAGUCACAUUCGUUUUGGUCCAUUUAUAAAGGGUGGUGAGCCCCUACUGAGUUGUGCCACAGAUCUCUGGUGAUGUUAGCAAUCCAUCUUUCCUGUUAAAUGGACCUUCACAUAGAAUCAAACAGAUAAAGAAGCUAAGAGUGUACAUGUUUGGAGCCGGGGUGACCAUUCCCAUUCAUUUAAUGGAAACUACAGUUCAAAGGCACCAUACCCUACUUUGUGAUACUGAUACAAACAUCCUGCCCUCUCAACAUGGAACCCUACCCACAGGUCUCCUACUCCUGCCUUCUCUCCCAGCAAAAGAAGUUGGGUAGUUAGGUUCUGUGUUGGAACUGUUAUUGGAGCAACAUCUGUGCUUUAGAAAGCCCAAGAGUAAGGAUGUUUGCUUCAUCAUUAGUAUGUUGAGACAUCAAUUUACCCUAUGAACAGUGUUGCCGUGUGAGCAGCGAGCACUGUAUUAUUAGACAUCCUAUCCUUCAGAGAAGGGAUUAAGUUGAGGCCACAUCUGCUUGUGUGCUAGUGGUUUAGGUAAGCAUUAACGAUGCCUUGGCAAUAUUUGAAAUUAAACUGAGAUCAAUAUUCUUUUGAUCUAGGCACGAGCAUGCAGGGAGAUGGAGCUAAGGCAGGUAGAUGGAGCUGGGAUAUAGUUCAGCCAAUAUCUCACUAAAUGGCAGAAUGGGCUCAAGGGGCUGAAUGGUCUAUCCCUGAGCUGAUGUUAUUAUGCUUCAGCUAUGCCAAAAUGGCAGGCUGUAUCUGGUGGUAUUUUAUCAGGUCUUGGGCUGGGGGCCUCACUUGAUGGAAUGUCCCAUGAGAUAAAUGCCAAUCAUAAAGGCUUGGCCUACUACCUUUCACAGUCAUAAGGAACUAUGUAGGCAAUUACCACACCUGUACCUUUGGGAGUUGGGGACUGGUAACUGAUGGAAAUGUGUAAAUAAAUUUGCUAAUUAAGAUGACUGAAAUUUACUUUCUUUAAUUAACGCCUCAUAAUAAAUGGAAAAACAAUAGGAGCCACAUCUGUAGUGUUGACAGGGAGUUCAACAAUUCUAAACGAGAAACAGAAGGUUUCUGUCACCGUUUGAAUGAAUCAUCUUCAUAAGCUCAGAAUAUCAGACACAUUAAUGUACUAUAUUGUAUUUGAUUUAUAAAUAAAGGCCUGGCCUCCACAACCUCUUCCUAAUAAAGUAUUACAAAGACUAA